GGAAAAACACCGCGAUCAAAUGGCGACGGCAUCCCGGUACUGACAGCAUGGCCAAGGUUCGCAAAAGAGCUUGAGCAGGACGCUGUUCCAGAAUGGCGCGUCAAGUAUCUCAACUACAAGCAGGGCAAGAAGCACGUCAAGGCAGUCAUCCGAGCCAUCAACCGUGCAGCCGUCACGCCAACGCUGGCCAGGCGCGCAGAGGCCGAUCAGCACCACUACAAGACUCCCUCUAUCUACUUCAACAUCGGCCACAACUUCACACCACCACCCCUGAAACUGAACGAUGAUGGACUGCUUGGUGGAGAGCCGGAUGAGGCAGGAAAGGCCAAGGCGGUCAAGGUGGUAGCAACUCCACGGGACGAUGAGCGAUCAGGUCUGGCGAGGUCCCCAGGCAGUGAGGUUCAGUAUGGCAGCUUUGGUCCGGUGCCAUCUCGCUCGAGCUAUCGGCAUGACUUUGAGCUCCCUGCGCCGGCGAUGAGAGUUCCAUCCAGGACCAGUGAACACGGUGCCCCUUCUUCACCUCCCUUGAACCGACUCGCGUUGCACAGAAGCGCCUCCAUGGUAGCUACGGUUCCGAGUGGCUAUCAGGACCCCUCCAAGGUCAAUCUGGGUGCAGAUGGUACGCCUCGCCAACGCAUGUCUCGGCUCUUCACGACCGGAUCGACACACACGCGGAAUGCGUCCAACAGAUUUACUGGCGGGAACAAGAUGGAAAUCGGGAUGCAAAAUCUAGAUUCCGUCCGAUCUGCGGAACGUGACUUCUUCGCCUUUCUCGACAGCGAACUGGCCAAGAUUGAGUCGUUUUACAAGGAGAAGGAGGAUCAGGCGACCGAGCGGUUGAUGGCACUGCGAGCACAGCUGCACGAAAUGCGCAACAGGAGAACGGCCGAGAUCACGGAAGCGAGGAAGAAGCGCGAGACAGGCCGGAAUCGGAGUCCCAGUGAUGGCGACGCCGGUGAGCAGCAGGGCAAGGACGGCAGUCGUGAUUGGAUCGCCCCCUUGAAGGGCAAGUUUUUUAAACCGGGGCCCAAUUCGAAAGCCCUCCAGAAGAUGACACAAACACCGGUCAUGCACCCUCAAAACGUCGACGAAGGGCGGGACUACGUCCGGAGACCACCUGGAGACGACGUUCCCUACCGAAGCGCGAAGCGGAAGCUCAAAGUGGCAUUGCAAGAGUUCUACCGCGGCCUGGAGUUGCUCAAGUCCUACGCGCUGCUCAACCGGACUGCCUUUCGCAAACUCAACAAGAAGUAUGACAAGGCGGUUAAGGCCCGCCCGUCAUACCGAUACAUGAAUGAGAAAGUGAACAAGUCCUGGUUUGUCAACAGCGACAUUCUCGAUGGACAUAUUCGGACUGUGGAGGAUCUCUAUGCCCGCUACUUUGAGCGUGGAAACCACAAGAUCGCGGCUGGAAAGCUUCGAAACUUGAACAAGCGCGCCGGGGACUCCUCUGACAGCGCGUUCCGCAGCGGCAUCACAAUUGGACUCGGAGGUGUCUUUGCAGUUCAGGGGUUGAUCUAUGGAGCAGAGCUUUUGUUCAGCGAGGAUGAUGACCUCCGAACACAAACUGCAUAUCUGAUGCAGCUGUACGGAGGGUAUUUCCUCGUGCUUUUCCUCUUCAUCCUGUUCACUCUCGACUGCCGCAUGUGGACCAAAAACAAGGUCAACUAUCCCUUCAUCUUUGAGUUUGACCAACGGAACUUUUUGGACUGGAAGCAGGUGGCCGAGUUUCCUAGCUUCUUCUUUGCGCUCCUCGGCGUUUUCAUGUGGCUCAACUUUUCGAGGUUGGGUGACUGGGAGGAGAUGUACUUGUACUACCCGGUCGUUCUGAUUUGCAUUACCCUGGGCAUCCUGUUUUUUCCGGCACCUAUUCUUCACCACAAGGCCAGGAGGUGGUUCUUGUACUCGCAUUAUCGGCUUCUCCUUUCAGGUUUAUACCCAGUCGAGUUUCGUGAUUUCUUUCUGGGCGAUAUCUGGUGUUCGUUGACCUAUGCCACCUGUAAUAUCGAACUGUUCUUUUGCCUCUACGCCAACUCCUGGUACGACCCAGAGCAGUGCAACUCGUCUCAUUCCCGCCUCAUGGGCUUCUUCGGCGCCCUGCCACCCAUCUGGCGUGCCCUCCAGUGCAUCAGGCGUUACUACGACACCAAAAAUGUCUUUCCUCAUCUGGUCAACUGCGGGAAAUACACCAUGACGAUCCUCACCGCCGUGUUCCUGAGUCUUUACCGCAUCGAAAACAGCCAAGCCAACUUGAGUCUCUUCAUCACCUUUGGCACGGUCAACGCGAUCUACUGCUCCAUCUGGGAUCUGUUUAUGGAUUUCUCACUCCUCCAAGCCGGUGCUCGGCAAAAGCUGCUCCGGAGCAUUACCGCCUUGCGUCCAGUCAGCAUAUACUACAUCAUCAUGACCUUGGAUCCUAUCCUCCGCUUCUCCUGGAUCUUUUACGCCAUCUUCACCCACGACAGCCAGCACUCGACGAUUGUUUCGUUUCUUGUCGCCUUUGCGGAGGUUUUCAGAAGGGGUAUCUGGACCUUGCUCCGUGUGGAGAAUGAGCACUGCGCCAACGUAGCGCAGUACAAAGCCUCCCGUGACACGCCCUUACCUUAUCAUUUGAAUACCUCUACUUCCAGCGUGGAGGAUACAACGCCCCCCGCCCAGCAGCAACAACAACCACCAGCUGGUCUGUUAGGUCCAGCUGCCAUCAACCCUGCCACUCCGGGGGUUGAUCAACAAGAUCAGAUCCGCCCGUUGGGCCAGCAUCACAGAAAACCAUCUACUAUUCCCCCUCGCACACCGGCAUCUCAGGUCCUCCAUCGGACUCCUACCAAUGUUGGAGGUGGUACUCCACAGAGCAUUGCAGUUAGUGACACCCCCGCGGAGGAAAGCGGUCCGGCGGCGGCGUUUAGGAGACGGUAUACAGAUACUAUUGGGAAGAAGUCGAUUUUGCAGGCCAUGGCGGAGGCGCACAAGCAGGACUUUGAGAAGAAGAGGUUGCCGUUGGGGUCGGAGCCGUCGUCCACGGCCAGACGGGGCAGCGCGAGACCUGAUGAGGGGGAUGAUGAGGAGAUUAAAAGUGAAGAAGAGGAGGAGGAAGAUGACGAUGAGGAUGACGAGACGGGGAGUGUGGAGGAGGAGAGGAUGAGGGUUAGGGAGGCGGAGGGGUUGGUGAAUAGGGCCAGGGGGGUUAAUGCGGGGAGUGAGAGUGAUUAG
Podospora anserina S mat+ is the source of this 3210-nucleotide messenger RNA. RefSeq lists its product as uncharacterized. The record is from RefSeq and is a predicted model, not a curated record. The annotation marks the transcript as partial. Gene Ontology annotation, cellular component: cytoplasm; Golgi apparatus; plasma membrane. Gene Ontology annotation, biological process: cellular response to phosphate starvation; phosphate ion transport. Lineage: Eukaryota; Fungi; Ascomycota; Sordariomycetes; Sordariales; Podosporaceae. The transcript is spliced from 4 exons. Gene Ontology annotation, molecular function: inositol hexakisphosphate binding.